AUGAUGAACUCCGACGGAAACGAUCAAAUGUUUUAUCUUCAAUCCGCGAACAAGCAGCACAUGUUCUACUGGUCACAGGACGAGCGCCGCUCCGAUGCGCUUCUUCCGAUUUACACAGAUAGCGGUUUCGGAGGCAAUUUGCAAGUGCGCGGUGAAUACGUUGAUCGGCAGUCGGUCGACACGUCUGCAUCGCGACUUCUUCACGGCGGCGGUUGUGUGUCUGCCGAUGGCACUCAGCUGAUCGCCGCCGUCCUAAACUGGACGAACAGCGAGAGUGGUCCUGCACUGUUCGCUCUGGCGGCGCAGAAUCAUUUCGAACAGUUGAACACUGCGUCGGAAAACGGCUAUACGCCGCUGAUGUACGCAGUGGCUGCCGGUAACUGGACGGCGAGUGUCACGCUUCUAUCUCUUGGAGCUCAACGCGAUGUGACAGAUGUGAACGGAAACACCUUACUGCAUAUCGCUGCCGACAGACGACUGCAGCGAUUCCUAUUCAGGGGACAUGUAAUGAUCCUCGAAGGUCUGCUGAUUUUCCUCGGAAACGACGCGAACCGACCGAAUUCCAACGGCGACACGCCGAUGCACUUAGCUGCCAGAAGCCAACACGCCGCAUGUCUUGAUCGACUACUCAACAUCAACCACUUGCACAGCAAUAUUCAGAACUCGGCUGGAGACAGCCCUAUGCAUAUUGUUUGUGGUCUUCCUGAGUCGCCAACAAAAAUCGCAAUGGUCGGUCGACUUUUGGCGAACACUCGGCUUAACCUACACCUUUGCAAUGAGGACGAGCUAACACCUGUUCACAUUGCCAUCUCCAAAGACUGCCAUAGAACUAAAUUUGAAGCCAAGGAGCCGAUCUGGAGUGAGUUUCAGUUGAACGCUGACGUAACCCGAUGCUCUAAACUGGGUCGUACCGCAUUGCAUCUCGCACUUGAGAAGUGGCACGGUUCGGUCGACAAGGACAUGGAUCGGCUUGCUUGCGUUCAGGCAUUAGUACUUGCUGGCUGUCCGUUGAAUGUGCAGGACUGUGACGGCGAGACUGCUUCACAUUUGUUAGUGAAGGAGUUUAUUAAGUUCACAACUGCUUCGCGUGACUGCAAAGUUGUCAACUUACCGAUCUCUGUGUUUCAUACGAUUACCUCAUGUAGUGAUCUCAUACACAUGAACCUUCACGACAUUGCAAGUCUUGUUCGACCUCAUUGGCAGUUCGCUUGCAUGUGUUUCCUUGUCGCUCGAGGAGCGGAUUUUUCCUUAGUCGACCGUUCUGGUACGUCAGUAUUAGAUGGGUGUUUAGACGUGCGAGUUCGACAUCUGUUGAUGGAUAUCGUAGAUAAGCGACCAAGGUGUGGUUAUCACAACUAUCAGCCUUUACCUCCUAUCAUUCGUUUGCCAUUGGAUGGUGUAGAAAUACAAAUAGGAGAAGCACCGCUAAGAACAGUCGCCGUUUCUGUAGAAGAACAGUGCAGAAUAUUAGCCAAUGAAGAGAUUGAGCGAAUAGCUGCCGCUGCCGCUAAACAGGCCAAGUUAGACGCCGAACGAGAGAAGCUCCGCGAGUUGGAAGAAUUGCGAGAAAGACUGGCCCAGUUGGAGAUGGAAACGUCAUGUAUUAUCUGCAUGGAUGCUCGACCAAGUGUUCGUUGA
This is a messenger RNA of Angiostrongylus costaricensis, 1638 nucleotides long. Lineage: Eukaryota; Metazoa; Nematoda; Chromadorea; Rhabditida; Metastrongylidae. The record is from the annotation of a GenBank genome assembly.